AUGAAUCUGGUGAGACCAGCAAAUGAAAAGUUUCCGCCGCCGUUGGUGGCGAUGCCGGCGGCUAGGGAUUUGAAACCGAAGUUUCCAUUGCCGGAAACAGGACGGAGAACAAGAUCCGUCGAUAACCCACCUCGUGAAAACCCGCUGGAGAAGACGAGAUCUGUCGAUAAUCCGCCUCGUGAAAACACGCCGGAGAAAACAAGAUCCGUCGAAAAUCCGCCGUUGAAGCCAGUUGAGAAAUUAGGUGUAGGAAGAAAGGCAGUGCCGCCGAGCGGGAAGAUAACGACGCCGAACCUAAAGAUGUUCACAUUAGUGGAUCUUAAGACGGCUACAAAGAAUUUCCGGCCAGAAUCGAUUAUCGGAGAAGGAGGAUUCGGACAGGUUUUCAAAGGAUGGUUGGAAGAGAAGACCUUAGCUCCGUCGAGACCCGGCGUCGGAAUACCAGUCGCCGUUAAGAAAUCAAACCCUGAUAGUGCUCAAGGCUUACAUGAAUGGCAGGCAAAGCUUAUAAUUGAGCCAAUAUAA
Thlaspi arvense is the source of this 525-nucleotide messenger RNA. The record is from the annotation of a GenBank genome assembly. NCBI's taxonomy places the organism in Eukaryota, Viridiplantae, Streptophyta, Magnoliopsida, Brassicales, Brassicaceae.